Molecule: messenger RNA, 2972 nt
Organism: Diabrotica balteata
Lineage: Eukaryota; Metazoa; Arthropoda; Insecta; Coleoptera; Chrysomelidae
Source: the annotation of a GenBank genome assembly
GUCUGUGUCACGUCUGUGUUGUGUUGUGUAUAUUCCAGAGAUAUGUAAGAGAUUCUCAAUAUUUUUUGGAUUCAUUACUUCCAUUUUUUUGUUUAUGUUAAACGCACUAAAUACUAACAAAAUGGAAUUUGAACAUUUACCUGAAAUAAAAUGCGAACUAGACCUGUAUGAGGAUAAACCAGAGACAGUCGAUAUUGCUGAUUUGUUUAAUAAUGGAUCUGAGGAAAAUGUGCCUUUUGAAGUCAUUGGUGCAAAUGAAGCAGAUUAUCAGGUAGUGUUUGCUAAUAAUGUGGAAAUUGAUUCCAGUUUAAAAGUUGCAGAAGGAACUGAAAAAGGUUUUCCUCCUUCAGAAGAUGUACAGAAAGAUGAUAUAGACAGUUUUUUGCUACAUCACUCACUCAAACGUAAAAGUGCCACUGGUCCAACAAAAAAGUUUGUUGAAAACAAUCAAUUAAUUCAAAAAAUGACUGUGCGUACCGAUGAGAAACAAAUUACUGCUAAAAAUAAAAACAGAAAAACAAAUUUACCCAGUGAAAAGCCGUUUGCAUGUAAUGUAUGUCCUAAGAAAUUUGCUGUCAAAAGUAGCUUGACAAAACAUUCACUUACCCAUGCUGAAGAAAAACCUUUUGAGUGCGAUAUUUGUCAUAAAAGAUUCAGCCAAAAUUCCCAAUGUCUUGUACAUAGACAAACACAUACAAAAGACAAACACUUCAGGUGUAAUGUUUGUUUUAAGGACUUUAAGGGAGAAUCCACCCUAAACAGACAUAUGAAAUUGCACCCUGGCUCGACUAUUUUAACAAAAAAUGAUCAGUCUACCCAACAAGAAGUCCUCCAUGAUGAAGAUAAGACUUUACAACCGAUAUUGAUUGAAAAGAGUCCAAAUAUAUCCACAGAUAAUAAUAAAUUAACAAGUAGUACACUUUUGAAUGUUAAAGAAAACAAUGUGCAACAAACCAAAGUUGAUAAUCAUUUCAAACAAAAACCUAAGCAGGGUACGAUUGUGCAUAGUAAAGAGAAACACAAACCUUUUCAAUGCAGAUUUUGCUAUAAGCAAUUCUCAAUGAAAACCAAUCUAAAACGUCAUAUAUUUAGGCAUGCAGAUUUAGCUAGAUUUAAGAAACACAUACAAAAACGCACUGGAGAACAACCAUUAAGGUGUAAUAUAUGUUUUAUAAAAUUCACGUUUAAGGUUACCCUAAUAAAUCAUUUACUUAGGCACACGGGAGAAAAACCCUUUGAGUGUGAUAUUUGUUGUAAACUGUUUUUUCAAAAUAAUCAUUGUAUUGUACAUAAGCGUGCACAUAUAAAAGGAAAAGCCAAAUCACACAUUGAUCAGCCAAUGAAAAAUAUUCCUGUAAAUGCAAAAGAAAAGUCUUUGCAACAUAUUAAAUUGGAUAAUUUUCGUAAUAUUUUAAAAGUAAAAUCAUUCCAAUGCAAAAUUUGUUUCAAACAGUUUUCAUUACAAUGCAAUUUAAAACGUCAUAUACCCACGCACUUCCGAAUAAAACGCUUUAAAUGCAGUAUAUGUUUAAAGAGGUUUUCUUCAAAAGUCACUCUAACAGACCAUGAGCGUACACAUUCUGGAGAAAAACCCUAUAAAUGUGAUUUGUGCCCAAAGAAAUUUAGGUCAAAGACGCCCUUCAAUAAACAUAUGAGAUUGCACACCAGCGAAAACCUUAUAAAGUGUAAUUAUUGUCCCAAACAGUUUACAUGUAACACACGACUUCAGAGGCACGUAGUAAGAAGACACACUGGAGAAAGACCAUUCCAAUGUGUUGUUUGUUUCAAGAAAUUUACAAACAAAGGAAACCUGAGCAAACAUUUAUAUUCCCACACUGGAGAAAAACUUACUGAGUGUAAUGUUUGUCAUAAAAAAUUUGGUGAAAGAUGCCAGUUUAAGAGGCACAUGAUGAGAAUACACCCUGAAGAGAAGCCUUUUGAAUGUGAUAUUUGUCAUAAACCAUUUAUUGCAAAUAGCUUAUGUGUUAAGCACAGACGUAAACAUACAUUAGAAAAACCAUAGUAACAUGAGAUUUGUUCCAAGAAGUAUAGAUUAAUCUUCUUGUCCCUCAAAUUUCACAACCAUGAUAUUCUUCUAGGGCCUGGAUUUCUUUUCGUUCUAGUUUUCCCUGCAUUAUAUUUAAUAUUUCCUUAUUUUUUUUUUUUCUCAUUAGGUAGCCCAAAUAUUCGAGUUUUCUUCUCUUUAUAGUUAACAUAAACCUCAUAGUUUUCCUAUACAACGAUGUAGCAGUUACACAUUUUUGACUAGAUUAAUCUAACUUAUCGUAUCAAUGGUAGCACCACAUUCGAAGCUUUCAAUAUUAUUGUUGUUUAGUUGAAGAGUCCCGGCCUCUACUCCGGCUGUUAAAUACAGUGGCCCUGAAUAUUCCUAAUCAUAGGGGGAUAUUUAUGCCCCUAUUGCAGAAGAAUUUUUUUAUCCUAAUGAAAGUGGCCUUGGCAAUUUCAUCUCUUUAUUUAACUGUUUUUAUCUCCAGUUUGAUUUAUUAAAGUUCCAAAGUAAUUCUAAAUUUGAGUGCCAUUUUUACUAUAUAAUUUAUAGUAAUUAUUAAAAGCAAGAUUUAUAUUUGUAAGCAAUCGUUGUAAGUCUUCUGCUUUCAGUAUAGACAUUAAAUAGCAAUGGUGACAAGAUACAACCCUGUCAUUCCUCUGGUUAUUUUUAUUUCUUCACAAGUUUCGUUUUCUAUUUUGCUAUUACCUUGUGAUUCCCAGAAUUAUUCGUUUUUUAUGGGAGUGCUUCGAAGCAUACUUUAGCAUGUAGUAAGUUUAUUAUUCCUAAGAUGUCUUUAUUGUGUUCAUUACGUUUCAGAUUGACAAAAAAUAGUUUUUUGGGUUGCUUGUUUUCCCUGUUAUGAAGAGUCAUGAUUUUUGAAACUGUAUGUAAACGGAACUUUUUUUUUUUAAUUUAUACAUGAAUAUUCUAAUUGGUCUUUAUAAAUAAAUUUAUUAUUUCC